AUGAGUAUUGCAAAUCUCAUGAACAGCCUCCUGGCUAUGCUAAAUGCUAGGGUGCGCGGCUCCACAACCCUCCAGGCACCCCCUCCCCCCUUGCCAAAGAAGAAGAAAGCGAAGAAGACUACGAGUGGUGCCGGUCAGAGUAAGGCUCCCCGUAUCACGAUGACCGCGAGUGUAUCAUCUUCUACCCCGGCUGCGGGCACGACAGAACCAGUUGACGACCAGCUCACUUUUGAUGAACCUGCUGAGAAAGAAGAAGAAGAAGAAGAAGAAGAAGAAGAAGAAGAAGAGGCAUCUCCCUUCGUUCGUCGCGAAAAGAGGUUAGGCGCCCCCUUUCUCAUGGCGGGAAAAAAGCUCGCCCCAUUGAGAUAG
Linum trigynum is the source of this 369-nucleotide messenger RNA. The record is from the annotation of a GenBank genome assembly. Lineage: Eukaryota; Viridiplantae; Streptophyta; Magnoliopsida; Malpighiales; Linaceae.